AGGACUCCAGCGUGUCAUAGGAGAAGACUCCUGGGAAGGCGGAGGCCCACAGGGCGGGAGGCGGAGCCCGAGGAGGAAAGGUCGAACCAGAAGGGCAGAAGGCGGGACCUAAGGAGAGACGCAACUUUAAGAGGCAGGGAAAGGCCUAGGGGCAGGGUUUGGGAGAGAGCUGAGGCUGAGAGACUAACUGAAGGAGCGGGGCCAAUGGUCCAGGGUGGUGCUUAGGAUGGAAGAGUGGGCUGGAGUGGGCGGGGCUAGCACGAAGGGGUAGGCCUGAGGGGAGGAGUCAGUAGGUGGGCAGGGCCUGUGGAAAAGCUGAGCCCAAGAGACAGCUGACUGCAGAAGUCGUUGCCUGUCCUAGACCCAUCUGGGGAUUACUACUACUGGUGGCUGAAUACAAUGGUCUUCCCAGUAAUGUAUAACCUCAUCAUCAUCGUGUGCAGAGCCUGCUUUCCUGACUUGCAACACAGUUAUCUGGUGGCCUGGUUAGUACUGGACUACACAAGUGACCUUCUAUACCUACUGGACAUCGUGGUGCGCUUUCACACAGGAUUCUUAGACCAGGGCAUCCUGGUGGUGGACAAGGGUAGGAUUUCAAGUCGCUACGUUCGCACCUGGAGCUUCCUGUUGGACCUGGCAUCCCUGAUGCCCACAGAUGCGGCCUACGUGCAGCUGGGCUUGCACACCCCUAUGCUGAGGCUGAACCGAUUUCUGCGUGUGCCCCGCCUCUUUGAGGCCUUUGACCGCACAGAGACCCGCACGGCUUACCCAAAUGCAUUUCGCAUCACCAAACUGAUGCUUUACAUUUUUGUUGUUAUCCAUUGGAAUAGCUGCCUAUACUUUGCCCUAUCCCGGUACCUGGGCUUCGGGCGUGACGCCUGGGUGUACCCUGAUCCCGCACAGCCUGGCUUUGAGCGUCUGCGGCGCCAGUACCUCUAUAGCUUUUACUUCUCCACCCUGAUCCUGACCACUGUGGGCGAUACACCACUGCCAGCACGGGAGGAGGAGUAUCUCUUCAUGGUGGGUGACUUCCUGUUGGCCGUCAUGGGUUUUGCCACCAUCAUGGGUAGCAUGAGCUCUGUCAUCUACAAUAUGAACACUGCAGAUGCAGCUUUCUACCCGGACCAUGCACUGGUGAAGAAGUACAUGAAGCAGCAGCACGUCAACCGCCGGCUGGAGCGGCGAGUUAUUGACUGGUACCAGCACCUGCAGAUCAACAAGAAGAUGACCAACGAGGUAGCCAUCUUACAGCAUUUGCCUGAGCGGUUGCGGGCCGAAGUGGCUGUGUCUGUACACCUGUCUACUCUGAGCCGGGUGCAGAUCUUCCAGAACUGUGAGGCCAGCCUGCUGGAGGAGCUGGUGCUGAAGCUGCAGCCCCAGACCUAUUCACCAGGCGAAUAUGUCUGCCGCAAGGGGGACAUUGGCCGGGAGAUGUAUAUCAUCCGUGAGGGUCAGUUGGCUGUGGUGGCAGAUGAUGGUGUCACCCAGUACGCUGUGCUUGGUGCAGGGCUCUACUUUGGGGAGAUCAGCAUCAUCAACAUCAAAGGAAACAUGUCUGGGAACCGCCGCACAGCCAACAUCAAGAGUCUAGGUUAUUCAGACCUGUUUUGCCUGAGCAAGGAGGACCUGAGGGAAGUCCUGAGCGAGUAUCCACAGGCCCAGGUCGUCAUGGAGGAAAAGGGCCGUGAGAUCCUGCUCAAAAUGAACAAGUUGGAUGUAAAUGCCGAGGCAGCCGAGAUUGCCCUACAGGAAGCCACAGAGUCCCGGCUGCGAGGCCUUGACCAGCAACUCGAUGAUCUACAGACCAAGUUUGCUCGCCUCCUGGCUGAGCUGGAGUCCAGCGCACUCAAGAUUGCUUAUCGCAUCGAACGGCUAGAGUGGCAGACUCGAGAGUGGCCAAUGCCUGAGGAACUGGCUGAGGCUGAUGAUGAGGGCGAGCCUGGGGAGGGAACCUCUCAGGGUGGAGAGGGCAGGAGUGCCCAGGAGGGACCCCCAGACCCAGAGUGACCCCAUUCUUAUCUCUAGGACCCCAAUCUCCAAGGGAAUCCAGAGUUGUAGGAAAAUCUGCCUGCAGAAACUCUGCCAUCCUGUCUGCUAGGUACAGAGAUAGGAAUGAGUUGGGGGUAUAGAGGCUCACUUAGAAGUAAAAGAGUAUAGCAUCCAUUCAUCCCCCACUCACCAGCACACACACACACACACACACACACACACACACACAGUUGAAUGUACACAUACUGCCCCCAAGACUGCAUUCCAUAUAAAAUUCUCUGGAGUUUCCAUUUUCAGAACACAUAUCCUUUCUCACAAACAUAGGUAUGUCUAAUACCCACAUAACAUACAUACAUCCAUUCAUGCACCUCAUAAAGACACAUAUAGUGAGACACACACCAACAGACACACAGAUGCCUUCCACAGGUGUGCAUACCCUUGUGAACACAUAAAAACACACCCAGAGCCCUCUUCUUCCAAGAUAUCCUUUAAAUGCCUCCCAAUGGGAAGUUCACAAAUGUAGCCUGCAGGUUUUACUUCAAUAAAGUAUUUUCCUCCUCCCUAAGCAUUAUGGGGGUGACAGGAAAAGGCAAAGCCAA
Leopardus geoffroyi (Geoffroy's cat) is the source of this 2588-nucleotide messenger RNA. RefSeq names its product cyclic nucleotide gated channel subunit alpha 4 (gene CNGA4). Gene Ontology annotation, molecular function: protein-containing complex binding; voltage-gated potassium channel activity; intracellularly cGMP-activated cation channel activity. Bases 400 to 2007 code for a protein of 535 amino acids. Gene Ontology annotation, cellular component: intracellular cyclic nucleotide activated cation channel complex; plasma membrane. The transcript has 6 exons. NCBI's taxonomy places the organism in Eukaryota, Metazoa, Chordata, Mammalia, Carnivora, Felidae. The record is from RefSeq and is a predicted model, not a curated record. Gene Ontology annotation, biological process: monoatomic cation transmembrane transport; potassium ion transport.